AUGAGUUCCUCAGAACCUACCACAGACGACUCAUCCCGCUUCAGCAUGAUCCACACCCACACUCACACUCCGCCAUAUUCUCUGCGUCUGCUGGAAAUCUCGCACGGCAAAUACGAGUAUCAGUUCAACAUACCCUCUUCAUCACACUUCUACGUUGCACGGGCUAGAGAUCGGUUUGUGGCGUCACUAUCAUCGAACAGCGACGGGGGCGGUCAACGUCAACGUCAAAGUCAAGGCCAAGAUGAUAAUGACAAUGACAAUGACAAUGGCACUCAAACUCAACCGGAACCUCAACCUCAACCUCAACCAUCGUCCCUCACCGAGCUGGUCUCCCGAUUCCUACUGUUUCUGGUCGAACAUGAAGAACUCUGGGUGGAGGCCCCGUCGACAGCGCACAAGGAAUGCAUAGCUCUCCUGCUGAGCAAGGUCGAGUCGGACUUUCUGCGCGGGCAGGAUGUGCAUAUCGUGGCGUCGCGGCUGCCGGGGAGCGCUGCACAGCGGCAAUCGGUGAUCAGGGCGUAUUUCGCGGCCACGGCGGUCGCGGGGGAUCUGAAGUCGCCUGGGGCGCAGCAGGAGUCUGCGCUCUUCAGUGACAACAACAGCAACAGCAGCGAAGAAAGGUCUCACUCUUCUCGGAAUGCCAGUGGUAGCGUCGCUGCCAGUGUCAAAGUAUAUGCCGUCUUUGGCGGCCAGGGGAACACGACCGACUACUUUUCCGAACUGCGCUCUCUGUACUCGACGUACACGGAGAUUGUCGAUCCUAUAGUAGCGGCGGCCAGUCAAACUCUGCACUCGUUACUGUCGACAGCCACUGUCACUAGACUGCGGCAGUUCGCGCAUGGAUUGGACGUGCUGCAGUGGCUGCGACGGCCCGAGACCACGCCCGUGCCGGAAUACCUGCUCUCGGCGCCCGUCAGCUUUCCACUGAUCGGCUUGAUCCAGCUGGCGAAUUAUGCUGUCGUGUGUCGUGUGCUGGGGAAGCAGCCAGGCGAGCUUGUCGAGCGGUUUGCAGGCAUGGCUGGCCACUCUCAAGGGGUGGUGGUCGCGGCGGCGAUUGCAACAGCCACCACAUGGGAGUCCUUCUACACUGUCCUGGGGAAUGCGUUGACACUGCUGUUCCAUAUCGGCUCGGCGGCACAAGAGGCCACUCCGCAAGUCGCGGUCCCUUCGAGUGUCUCCACCGAAUCGGUCAAUAACAGCGAGGGCUUCCCCACGCCGAUGCUCAAUGUCACUGGGUGUCGGGAGCCUCAGUUGCAGAAAUUCAUCGACGGCGUGAACGGCUAUCUAGAACCACAUCAGCGGGUGUCCAUCGCGCUGAUCAACGGGCCGGCCAACUUCGUCGUGUCAGGCCCCGUGCUCUCGCUCUGUGCCUUGACCGCGUAUCUCAGAAAGGUCAAGGCCGCGCCGGGCGUCGAUCAAGACAAGCUCCCCUUCUCGUCACGAAAACCCGAGUUCACGGUCAGGUUUCUGCCCAUCACUGCCCCUUUCCAUACAUCGUAUUUGCAUGAGGCCGUUUCAGUGGCCACCAAAGACCUUGAACAUAUUGCCAUCACUCCUUCAGAGCUCCGCACCGCGGUUUACCACAGUAAGACGGGAGAUGAUCUCCGUGAGAGCGGAGUGGAAGAUGUCGUGCCAUCAUUGAUCCGCAUGGUAGUCGUCGAGCGAGACGACUGGCCGCUAUCCACCAGAUUUCCCUCUGCCUCUCAUGUUCUGGAUUUUGGUCCGGGCGGUUUGUCGGGUGUCGGGGCCUUAAUUCACCGAAACAAGGAGGGCACUGGUGUGAGAGUGAUCCUGGCAGGUACUCUGGAAGGCACUUCAUCAGAGUUUGGUUAUCGAUCGGAAAUCUUCAGGACUGAUGUCGAGAGCCUCAGCUGGGGCCAAAAUUGGCAACAGGCAUAUGCACCCCGACUGGUGAGGUCCUGGAAAGGAGACUUGCAGAUCGACAAUGCAAUGACGAGACUGCUUGGCUUGCCGCCACUGAUGGUGGCCGGAAUGACGCCCACGACCGCCUCCUGGGAGUUCGUCAGCGCAGUCAUCUCAGCCGGGUAUCAUGUCGAAUUGGCCGGCGGCGGCUAUCACAAUGCCGAACAGUUGACGUUCGCCAUCAAGAACCUGCAACGAACCAUACCAAUGGGCAAGGGAAUCUGCAUCAAUGUCAUCUAUGCCAGCCCGAAGCAAGUGCAAUGGCAGGUCCCUCUGAUACGCAAGCUGAGGUCUGAAGGUGUCCCCAUCGACGGCCUAACCUUUGGGGCCGGCGUCCCUUCGGUGGAUGUAGCCAAGGAGUAUAUUGAGUCCCUCAAUCUGCGGUAUAUAUGCUUCAAGCCAGGGUCUACCAGCGCCAUCAACCAGGUCAUCACCAUCGCCCGAAGUAACCCUGCCUACCCAAUUCUGCUGCAAUGGACAGGCGGCCGAGGUGGAGGACACCAUUCCUAUGAAGACUUCCACGAUCCCAUCCUCAAGUUAUAUGGGCGAAUCAGGAGGUGUCCAAAUAUUGUGCUUCUGGCGGGCAGUGGCUUUGGCGGCGCCGACGACACUUACCCCUAUCUCUCGGGCAUCUGGUCCGUCAAGCUGGGCUAUCCGGCAAUGCCUUUCGAUGGAUGUCUGUUCGGCAGUCGUAUCAUGGUUGCCAAAGAGGCCAAGACCAGUCGAGGCGCGAAGGAGGCAAUUGUGGCUGCACCGGGCGUUGACGAUACAGUGUCUUGGGAACAGAGCUAUCACAAGCCGACAGGCGGUGUGAUCACAGUCAAGUCUGAGAUGGGCGAACCUAUCCACAAGUUGGCAACACGUGGAGUUUUGUUGUGGCGAGAAAUGGAUGACAAGAUCUUCAGCAUCAAAGACAAGCCCAAGCGACUGGAGGAGCUGCAGAAACUGAAACCCUACAUCAUCAGACGGUUGAACGACGACUUCCAGAAGCCAUGGUUUGGUCGUGACAGUCAGGGGAACGUCGUGGAUCUAGAAGACAUGACAUAUGUGGAGGUUCUGAAGCGUCUGGUCGAGCUGCUUUAUGUCCAGGUCGAGUCGAGGUGGAUUGACCCAAGCUACAUCAAGCUGACGGCCGACUUUGUACGGAGGAUGUUCUCUCGUCUCCAGGAUUCAAUUCCCGAGUUUGAGACACAUUUCGGAUUGAGGAAUCCCUCGAUCGCCCUUCCGAGAAUCAUCCAAUCUUGUCCGAAGGCCGAGAAGCAAGUCAUUACCUUCAGCGAUGCGCGGUAUUUCAUCCUCCUGUGCAAACGACAAGGACAAAAGCCGCCGACGUUUGUCCCGGACCUCGACGAUGAUUUUGAGUACUGGUUCAAGAAGGAUUCCCUGUGGCAAUCGGAGGAUCUCGGCGCAGUCAUGGGUCAAGAUGCACAACGGACCUGUAUUCUUCAGGGUCCUGUUGCUGUCAGAUACUCAACUACCCCUGAUGAGCCAGUUGGUGAGAUCCUGGGUAAGAUCAGCAAUGCUCACAUAUCCAAGAUACUUGAAGACAAGUACCAUGGCAGCAAAGAAGAGGUGCCCGAGAUUGGCUCACAUGUGCACCGAUCAACGAAGGUCAAACAGUUCCCUUAUUGUCUGGUGAGCCGAACUGCAGACAGAUCUCACUACCGUAUCGCGGGUAACAUCUCCAACGAGCAACUUCCUGACCUCAAUGACUGGCUUGAGCUCAUCGCAGGUCCACCCGGAACAUGGUUGCAUGCUUUACUUACAUCCAAGGAUGUGUUCCAAAGAGCAAAUGUCAUCACAAACCCCGUACAACGUGCUGUUUCUCCCACUCGGGGCAUGCAUGUCGAGGUGUCCGAUGCGAGUCGUCCUGAAGAUAUUGUGUUCGCGGUUGUGGAAUCCGAAUCCGAAACGACAACUUCAGCGGCACCAGCUUCAAAAUACUCGUUGGUCAUCCGGAAAGAAGGAGAAAUCCUGGUCACCUUCUACACAGAUGAGACGGCGGAGAAAGUCAAGCUACCACUGACGUUCAAGUUCAAUUACCGGCCUGAGUUCGUCCUCCAUCCAAUCCAUGAGGUGAUGGAAGCUCGAAACGAUCGACUUCGCAAGUUCUACUACCGAUUGUGGUUUGGAUCGGACCGACGUACACCGUCUCCGACGCUGUUGAAGAGACCAACACGCUCGUGGGACGUUGCACUCCAAGCUGUCAUUGGCAAAGGUCCGCAGAAAGAGAAGCAAAAGCAAAACCAGCCACUCUCAUUGCAGACGAAGAGACUCCCGCAGAUUCGUACCGAGCUCGACACCCCGGCGGGCUUGCAUGCCGAGUCAUUCAACAUCUCGAGCCCGUCCAGCGUCGUGUUCAAGGGACGUGACAUCCGGGUCACCGCACCAAGCAUCCAAGAUUUCACCGAAAGCAUUGAACAAUCCAGCAACGUCAUCUCGGCCCGGUCGGACAAGAACAUGGCGUCUCUGGAUUUUGCCAUUGUCGUCGGGUGGGAAGCCAUGAUGAAAGCCAUCUUCCCACAAGCCAUCAAUGGGGAAUUUUUGAAUUUGGUGCACCUGUCCAACAAGUUCGCCCUACUCAACAACAGCGCUCCACUGUCGGGCUCGGAUCGCAUCACGAGCACCGCAGAAAUCCUGGCGAUCAGGAAUGAGCCGGCCGGACGAGUUGUGGAAGUCGGUGCGAUCCUCGAGCGAGAUGGAGUACCAGUAUUGGAGCUUGUCUCGGAGUUUCUGUUCCGUGGGACCUACAACGACUUUGAUGUGUGCUUUGAGAAGAGGACCGAAACCAAAAUGUAUGUGGAGCUUGACACUCCAGCCAAAGUCGCGGUCCUGAAGAGUAAGGACUGGAUCACCUUCGUCGAUGAGGACCAGGACUUGUUGGGCAUGAAGCUGGUCUUUGAACUGGGAAGUUUGUACAAGUUCCAGUCUGCGACCACGUACCGUAGCGUCCGGACUUUUGGGAGAGUCAUUCACCAACCUCCGGUGACCAAAGACAUCCGUGUAGUCGCCACCGUCGAGUAUCAGGCUGGGAGAUCGUCCAGCAAUCCCGUGAUGGCCUACCUCCAGCGCAACGGGGCUCCAGACGAGGUCGUCCACAGCCAGGACAAUCAUCAGCCACUGGGAGAACAAGACUGGCUUCGCAUCACGGUACCUGCCAGCAAUCAGGCAUACGCGCGGGCAUCCGGCGACUUCAACCCGAUACAUCUAUCGAGGCCCUUUGCCAAAUAUGCCAAUCUUCCGGGGACCAUCACGCAUGGUAUGUAUACAAGCGCGGCUGUGCGUCAAUUGGUGGAGAAAGCCGCCGGUACCUCUGAACAGGUGCGAAUGCGAUCAUACAAAGCAUCUUUUGUGAGCAUGGUCCUUCCCGGAGAUACGCUCGAGGUGUCUGUCAGUCAUGUUGCCAUGAAGGACGGCCUCAGGGUCUUGUCAUUCCAAGCGGUCAACAUGCACUCGGGAGAUAAAGUGCUCGUUGGCGAGGCUGAGGUCGAUCAGCCGUUGACCGCCUACAUCUUCACAGGCCAAGGCAGCCAGAAGCCGGAUAUGGGAAUGGACUUGUAUGCAACGAGUGAAGUGGCGCGAGAAGAGUGGGAUACGGCCGACAAAUUCUUCUCGGAUACUUAUGGCUUCUUCCUGACCGACGUUGUCAAGCGAAACCCAAAAGAGUUGACGGUCCAUUUCGGAGGUCGUCGCGGACAAAGAAUUCGCCAGAACUAUAUGGACAUGACAGUCGAGACGAACGGCGUAGUGGAGAAAUUCUUCAAAUCCAUCGAUGAGACCACGACUUCCUACACCUUCCGGCAUGACAAGGGCUUACUCUUCUCGACCGAGUUCGCCCAGCCGGCAUUGACCAUCAUGGAGCGGGCGCAAUUCUUACACCUUCGCAGUAAGGGUCUUAUCUCGGACACGGCUCUCUUCGCAGGCCACUCACUGGGAGAGUACACCGCCCUAAGCACGAUUGCGGAGAUCAUGCCGGUCGACAAGCUGCUGACAAUCGUGUUUUAUCGAGGCCUCACUAUGCAAUCGGCCGUGGCACGAGACGAAUCGGGGCGGUCGCGGUUCUCUAUGGUCGCGGUGAAUCCGUCGCGCGUCAGCCGGGCGAUGAGCACUCCAUUGCUGCAAGGCAUUGUCGAGGCGAUCACCGCCGCCACGGGCGAACUGCUUGAGGUAGUGAACUACAACGUCGAAGGUCAGCAGUACGUCUGUGCCGGAAGUUUGAUCGCCCUGGACUGUCUGGCGAGCGUGAUCAACCACGUCGCCAAGAACCCCAAAGACCUCGCACCUGGCACCGCAGCUGGCGACGGGAAAAUGAGCCAAGUAGUGAAGGCGUGCGCGGCAGCAUCGAUGAAGAAGCCGUUCCCCAUCGAACUUCGGCGCGGAGUAGCUACCAUUCCGCUCGAGGGGAUCGACGUGCCGUUCCACUCGAGCUUCCUACUACCCAAGAUGCCUGCAUUCAGAAAGAUGUUGUUGCGCCAUAUCCCGGUGGAGGCCAUCGAUCCGCCGCGGUUGAUUGGCAAGUAUGUCAGCAACGUCGUAGGGAAGCCUUUUGGCAUUGGAUACGAGGCGGUGCAGGAGGUGUAUGAAAAGACCAACAGCGCGGUGUUGAGGAAUUUGUUGGAGGAGCUGGAGGGAUACGCUUGA
Messenger RNA from Capronia coronata CBS 617.96, 6564 nucleotides. RefSeq lists its product as uncharacterized. Lineage: Eukaryota; Fungi; Ascomycota; Eurotiomycetes; Chaetothyriales; Herpotrichiellaceae. Gene Ontology annotation, cellular component: fatty acid synthase complex. The transcript is spliced from 2 exons. The record is from RefSeq and is a predicted model, not a curated record. The coding region runs from base 1 to 6564 and encodes 2187 amino acids. Gene Ontology annotation, molecular function: fatty acid synthase activity; enoyl-[acyl-carrier-protein] reductase (NADH) activity; [acyl-carrier-protein] S-acetyltransferase activity. Gene Ontology annotation, biological process: long-chain fatty acid biosynthetic process.